UAAGGCAGGUAGCUGACCGGUCCACACACAGAGUGCCUGAGAGAGACACGCACAGAGAGAGGAGGAUAGAGGGCUUCACGGCUACACCGCAGCAGCAGACGGGUACAGGAGGAGUGCGCCGAAGGGCACGAGUCGAGAAGACACUUUCCGCGGUCAGCGCUGACCACAUCAUAUCAUAUCAACCAUGUCUGAGAAGAGAAGUCGGAGGCGGGAGGGCGGCGAGGGCGGCGGCAGCGGCCGCCCCAAGAAGCCCAAGAGGCCUGAGGUGAAGGUGAUGGACGAAUCCGGCCAGACCAACGAAGAGCGCAGGGAGCUAAGGCUUAAGCAGAGGACCCUCAAGAACAAGAUCAUCGAGCAGCAGGCGGACAUCGGGGAUCUUAACAAGGACGCCUGCCGGGAACUCACCGAAGAGAACGGGAAGCAAUUCCAACAAACAAAGUUCCCUCGAGAGGCCGCGAACGACGCGGAGAACUUGAAGCUUAUCGCAGGAUCGUCCACGGGGCAAGCCAGCCAACUCGGCAAUAGCUCAGUCGGCAUCGACGGAGACGCGUUCCUUGACAGCAUCAAGAAGCACUUUGGCAGGACGAAAGGAGACGACGAACAGGGAGUGCAAACGUUCAACUGGGCAAAGUGGGGGAGCAACGUCUCGAUGGUGUUCCUCGCCGCCCCCGAGGGGGGCGGGUUCAUGAUGGGUCCCCUGGACAAGCCGGCGAAGGAGAGGAAGGCUGCCCAAAGGAGGGAGAAGCACAUCGACGACGCCGAGGAGAUUACUCCGAUGAUGGAGAUGAAGGGCAGCAAGAAGGCCAAGCAGAACAAGGACCAGACACAGAUGCGCAUCGCCAAGAUGAGGGUGAGGAAAGAAAGAACAAAACGUCUUCCAUCAAAUAGGACCAGUGAGCAAGUUGAGGUUGAGAAAUGAGGAAAAAAAUUGGCCCAGUUGCUCAGACUUUGGUAAAAAGUUUGUGUUGUUUUGAGCUAUUUCAUGCAUAGCGUGAUAGAUCCCCCCUUUUUUUUUCACAAGCAAUGAUGGCAGCGGUUGAGAGGUGAACGAA
Messenger RNA from Ectocarpus sp. CCAP 1310/34, 1052 nucleotides. The record is from the annotation of a GenBank genome assembly. Lineage: Eukaryota; Phaeophyceae; Ectocarpales; Ectocarpaceae.